Messenger RNA from Cyprinodon variegatus (sheepshead minnow), 1204 nucleotides. Its product is annotated as DEP domain-containing mTOR-interacting protein-like. Gene Ontology annotation, molecular function: protein binding. Bases 158 to 670 code for a protein of 170 amino acids. The transcript has 5 exons. NCBI's taxonomy places the organism in Eukaryota, Metazoa, Chordata, Actinopteri, Cyprinodontiformes, Cyprinodontidae. The record is from RefSeq and is a predicted model, not a curated record.
UUGGAUGAAAAAAUUUCAACAAUUGAAUUUAAUCAGCAUUGAAUCUAACAAGCUGGUAACAUCGGUUGUUUUCUUGUGUGGAAGAAUUAAAAUUCUUCCCUUAUCACAUUUAUCAUUAGUCAUCUUCGUACUUAAUUCAAUGAGCAUUUGAAAAGAGAUGGGGCCUCGUACAACAGACAAUGCCUCUAAGAAUGAAAAAGCUGCCAUGAGUGGAAGCUGUGUUGGUCCAGCAAAACCGCGGCUAAGGAGCAGCAGCGAUGGAAACAUUUACACUAGAAGAACAGCAAGUGGCCGCAGUUCCUUCUCCUCCCUGACACUCUCCAGCCCUAAAUCAGUCCUGAAAAGACCAGUCAGCACAGAGGAACUUAUAUCACCAGGAGGCCCCUACAUCAAGAAAACAUUUACAAUUGUGGGGGAUGCUGUGGGCUGGGGCUUCGUGGUCAGAGGAAAGCAACCGUGCUACAUUCAAGCUGUGGAGCCUUUUGGUCCAGCCGCUGCUGCUGGGAUGAAGGUACGGCAGUUUGUCAUCUCUGUGAAUGGUCUCAAUGUUCUGGAUUUGGACUACCGGACAGUCAGCCACCUGAUCAUGACCGGACCCAGAACUGUGGUGAUGGAGGUGAUGGAGGAAACGGACCAAAUGGGAGAAAUCAAGUUGAAUAAUAGUUUUUAGAAGUUUUUUUGUUACGAUAUAAAUUAAUCUAAUGUUCAUAUUCUGAAAAUGUUAUGUGGUUAGAAAAGGACCAAAGGGCAGAGACCCGCUGUGGUCAAAAAGUGAAAAAAGAAAAAGCUUCAGUGGGAUAUGAAGCACAAGCAGUGUUAGGCAGGAGGGAUCCAGCAUGAUAAGAUAGAAGCUUAAAUACUAAGGCAAGGAUGGAAAAAUUAAAUCUAGCUAAACAGUGGAGAUGUCAAACAGUUGAGGCAGAAGGAAAGCAGGGAAACUCUGGAGGAAGGUUAAUUUUAAUUUAUAUAAAUGGAGCUAAACUAACGCACAAAUCUUUAUUUGCAGGAACAGUGUCAUUGCAACCUACUAAAUAUUCAGAACAGUUUUUUUUUUUAUGGUAGAGGAGAUUAAAGUUAACAGAAACAACUAAAAGACUGAAUAAUAUUGGUCAUAAUUUAAACAAACAGCCAGUUCAUUGUUAUUUAUGGUUUCAAGAAGAUAAGGGUUAUAAGAUUUAGCCUUCAAAUGGUUUUGAAAGGAUAU